Messenger RNA from Geodia barretti, 1744 nucleotides. NCBI's taxonomy places the organism in Eukaryota, Metazoa, Porifera, Demospongiae, Tetractinellida, Geodiidae. The record is from the annotation of a GenBank genome assembly.
UUUUGAUACAUGUUCAUUAUUGAAGCAGAUAAUGACACUUCGAGACAGAAGCUGUUAGCUGUGUUCAUACAGGCAUGCAACUUGUAGCUACGUAGAGUCAGAAUUGAUUUUGUUGAAAUAUAAAAACUACCAGUUUGAAAGUGAUUAAGUAGCCAAUCUCCAGCUUAUAAGGUAGCUACACCAUAAUGAUGAACACAUGAUAUACCUAUGAAUGCGGGUCAGAUGACCAACUAUAUAUAUCAACUUUUGGUAAACUGUGUGGUGUUCUUGAACUAACAGGAAAACCUAUGAGCAGUGUUUGGAGAUCCCAGAAGGCCUAUCAGUUGGAAAUGUUGUAGGGAGAGGAGGUAGCAAUGUAAAGAAACUCUAUGCUAUCACAAAGUCAUGCUACAUUGAAGUUGAAAAAGAAAAGGUUUUGAUCAUUACAAAUGAACAGAAAAAGCUGCCACAACUAACAGAGAAAAUGCAACAGAUUAUUUCCCAAGAGAGUUAUUAUGCAACUUCUCAAUGCUCCAUUAAUCCACGGGGAGCUACCAGGAGCAAUUCCUACCAUUUCAGAGAGUUAGAUGAUGCAUAUGUAGGUGAUGUAUAUGAUAUGACAGCAGAGGCUAGACUAGUAAUACUACAAACCAGAAACAUAGAUGUUUUAUACACAGCCGCUACACAUACGAGGAACUAGUAUAAACAGUAAGACAAUUAUACCACUAGUUCCAUGAUGUAUGCUCUGUAAACAGUUGAAAACUGUGUGUUAGGCUGACAUCUCAACCACUAAGGAGGAUUCAGAGAUUGCUUAACCAAAGGUUUGCAGAUGCUGGUUGAGAGAAAGGGCGAAAAGAAAAUUUAUCAUUCACUUUCUGCAAGGCUUGGAAAAGUUAUUGUGGAGCGACGGUCUCGAAGCGUAGUAUGUACAGAAAGGACUACAGUUUGGAAGGUUUAGUUCAGCUUCUCUCUAGCAAGAGUAGCAGAGGCAAAAUAUCUUUAACCCCAUUGUGGAAUCUGCUGGUGUUCAUCACUUGAGGUCUUCAUUUAGUGAUAAUAAAAGUCACUCUAUCGAAGUUUUGACGUGAAAGGAGAUUUUGUGUGUGGUGCAAGAGCUCUGGAGGGAGGAAACAGGCUUGAUAUACGUUGGUCCUUGCAGAGAGGCGUGAAGGUCAUCAGGCACGCUACAAGUUGUGAUGGUUAGGAGAACGAGGCUCAAAGAAAUUGGGCUUUGACGUCCUUUCAUCUUGAGAGGAAAUGUGACGUACGUAUAGGUCUCUACAACUAUGAGUACGUGACGGAAGGAGAACCUCUCCAUGCUGUUGUGAGGGAGAUGGUGGGGACCCUGUCGUCCCUGCUCUCAUCUGUCAGUUCAAGCCAAGAUGGCUCGUUGGGAACGAAUCCACGGUUGCGAUGCAAGAGAAAGACUACGUUUCAAUUAGACGACAGAUUUGCUGCCACAGUCAACUGCAUGUCUGAGUACACAUUUGACGUGAAGAAAGGUCAAGUGAUUGAGCUGGACUUGAAAAUGAAGCAACACACUGAAGUAGAGCUGCACAACUUGGCUUGGGAGUGUGCGUUUGGUCGUGAUGCAGGCUUCUCCUCAAACCAGGCACUGUCCUUGCUCAUUGAGAGGGGAUCAGUCAACACGAGGGAGUUUGACCUUCUUCUCCGUCCCUGGCAGGUUGAUCACAUCAUCAGGGACUUUGACAUCUUCUGGCACCACCUGGAGUUUCUCACCGACAAGCUAGAUGAACUGGAUUGA